AUGGCAGAGCAUGUUAAUGCCGCUGAGCUCGAGUACUCGAUGAUAAUGGCCGAUCUGGCAGCCGAGGAAAUGCAAAUCCUCCCAUCUCCUGUUAACCCUCGCAACGCCCCACGAGCUCAUGUGAGUGAGGGCAUUGAUGACAAUGAGGGAACGGAGGAGAAAAAUGUGCCCGAGCCUCUAAAUGAUCCCUACGGGAAUGGGGAUCCUAUCAUCACUCCUUUUGUGAGCCAAGGGGGGGAGCAAGAAGACGCCCCCAACGGCGAUGAGGGGGGUGGUGAGGAUGAGGGUAAAUAUGAGGACAACGAUGAUGAUGAAGGGGGUGAGGACGCCAAGGCUGGCGGCGGCGACAACAACAACCACUCUCCAAUUGAAGCCCCACAACAGGUGGAGAAAGCAGAGACAGCAGGUGACCCCUUUGAAUUCUUCCAUGAGCUUCCUCCCAACCUGAAGAACAGGAGGCUCAAUAGGGCGUUCAGGGAGGUCUUGAAGCCCUCUGAGGAGAAGGCCUUCAAUUCAGACAAGACAAGGCUGAUCUCUUGGACUCGGCUCUUCUCGGCUCGCUUUGAGGUUCUAAAUUGUGAAUUAUGUGAGGUGUGGGCCCAGAGAGACCGAUCUCUUGAGGAUUUUUCCGCUGUUGAGGACAAAUUGCGGGAGCAAGAAGAGGCCUACACGCUCCUGAAGCAGGAGCUUGAAGAAGAAAGUAGCGGCCACGAGGCCACUACUGAGAAGCUACGCCUCUCUGAGGCGUCCAAAAAGAAAUUUCAAAAAGACUUCAAGGACGCCAAAGAGUUGGCGGAGGGAUAUUGCGCCAAAGUCACUAAGCUUCAAAAUGAGCUUAGUGAAGUGGACAAGGCCAAGGACGAUGCUCAGGCCAAACUGAAAAUGGACACUGCCCAGUUGGUAGAAGACUCGAAGAAGACACCUGAGGGUGUUGUCUUCACUGGGGGAGUGGCCAACAAGGCCCUCGAGCAGGGGCAGGCGAGCCUUCACGUGAAGUACAAGGAAGCUCUAAAUUCCAUCGUCUCGGACCAAGCAGAGGCUGUGAAGAAAGCGGUAGAUGACUGUAUCACUAGAGAGAAAGAGGUUAGGAUGGCUAACUUCCAAAGGAAGCGAGCUCAGGAUGUCGCCGCUGCUGAAGAGGCGAGGAGGAAGGAGAAAAUUGAGGCUGAUGCAGAGGCUGCUGAACAGCAGUGUCUGGAGAAGUUGGAGAAGAGGGCUAGGAAAGAGAGAAGGUCCAAGAGUUGCUCGGACAGACCAGCAAAGACAAGUGAUGCCCAAGGCGCCACUGCUGGCAGGUCUGGCUCUACGCCCUCUACCUCCAAACCAAACAUCCCCUCCACUCGUACCUCUAAGGCGCCAGCAACUAAGAGGCAAAAGACCACUGCGCCAGGCCCUAGGAAACAGUAA
This is a messenger RNA of Chenopodium quinoa (quinoa), 1407 nucleotides long. RefSeq names its product stress response protein NST1-like. The record is from RefSeq and is a predicted model, not a curated record. The transcript has 3 exons. Lineage: Eukaryota; Viridiplantae; Streptophyta; Magnoliopsida; Caryophyllales; Amaranthaceae. The coding region runs from base 1 to 1407 and encodes 468 amino acids.